CAGCAGAUCGGUACGGAUUCAAGGGGGCUCCAGUUUGUUAACCUGACCUCUGUGGAUCAAUCUGUACAAGAUGAAAGGUGCUAGCGGACUGUCUCUCCUGCUCCUAAUGGUAUGUGGAUCCAGCUUUGGCCUACAGGAAAGUAUGGAGGACCGUGAACCUUGGGAGAGAAUUCAGUUGUGGAAGAUACUGACUGAUGGGGAGGAGAACAUCCCAGCAUCUCUCCUACGUCAAGCAAACCUAAGAGAGAAGAAAUCGACCGACCCGGCAUCACUGUUCAGCGUAGCCAAGGAACUCCAAGGUUUUGGGAAAGAAAGAGCAGGCUUUAGGUUUAGGUUUGGCAGGAGAGACGAGGGGAAUGACGUUGAAGACUUUGAACCGCAAAUUGACAAACGUGUAGGCACAGCCCUUGGAUCACUGGCUGAAGAGCUGAACGGUUACAAUAGAAAGAAAGGUGGCUUCAGUUUCCGAUUUGGAAGGCGAUAGAUCAAAACAUUCCAUCAGUCUAUGUGCCAAUCUCUCUAAUCAUUUUAUAUCUCCUGUUCCCUGCGAGCGCUUAAGUUUUAAAAAA
Messenger RNA from Nanorana parkeri, 569 nucleotides. It is a transcript of the gene QRFP, whose product is annotated as pyroglutamylated RFamide peptide. NCBI's taxonomy places the organism in Eukaryota, Metazoa, Chordata, Amphibia, Anura, Dicroglossidae. The transcript has 2 exons. The record is from RefSeq and is a predicted model, not a curated record. Gene Ontology annotation, molecular function: orexigenic neuropeptide QRFP receptor binding. Bases 71 to 484 code for a protein of 137 amino acids.